AUGGCUACCGUAUCUCCCACGGCGCCUCCGAACGUCGAAGCACCGCGAACACCGGCCUCACACGUGAGCCGAGCCAGGCGUCAGGCAUCAACACGCCAACAUACGCGCGGUGGCAGCCACGGCGCGACCGGCGCUGCAGCGGUGGUGGUGUCGCCGCACUCGUCCGCUUCCCUUCAGCAGCAGCAGCGCAGCCCGACACAGCGUCAGCAUCACCACCACCACCACUACAACAGUCGCUACAACCACAACCACCACCACCAAACUCCCGCUGGCCAGCGCUCCCCGACUCAGCCGCAGCAACAGCGGCAGCUCAACGGCAACAGCAGCGGCCACCACCGUUAUGAUUACCACCGGUCACCGCCGGCGUAUGCGGAUCUGACGUUGACGCCAGCGUCCACAACAGGCUCGCCGUACGUCAGCGGGGGCAUCGUGACCCCGUCGUUCUCGCCGCUGUCGUCACCGCCGUUUCCGCUGCGGCGCCAACUGCCGCCCACGCAUGGCCGCUAUCGCUCCUCCUUGCCGGUGCCUCCGCCGCUGCGCAGUCUGCCCACGCCGACCGCGCCGACGAGCAUGACGAUGACGACGACCAUCACCAGCAACAACAACGUCAGCCGCGAAGAUGAUGAAGAUGAAGAAGAUGCUCAGCAGCAGCAGCAGCAGCAGCAGCAGCAGCGAAAUGCGGAGCCGAGUCGGCGUCGUGGUCUCCCGCCUCCUCUCAGUGUCUCUGCCCACACGUACCAUCAACAACAACAGCACAGCAGCAGCGGCAGCGGCGGCAGCCCUAACAUAGGGACGCAUCACGGCUACACGCAGCGGUCUGUCCGUCAAGGGAUGUACCACCGAACCACGAAUCAAAAAGCGGCGGAGGUGGAGGUAGAGGAAACGAACAACGGCUUGACGACGCCGGUGGAUCAGCGAAUCCCUGCGAUGGUGCCGCCAUCCUACGACGCCUACAACCUCAAAAGCCCUGCGCACGGUGCAGCGGCUGCUUAUCGCGGGACACGAUAUGAGAACAACCUCAGCAACAAUCGUAUGAUGGCUGCUGCCGCUGCUCCUGCUGCCGGCACGACGGCGACGGCAGCGAUGGAGGCCACCUUCGCCCGCUACCCGAGCAAGGCUGCGUUUACGCUGAAGGCUCUGCAGCCUCAGGUGGCGUGUACGCAGGUGCGCGCCCGCACGACGCGCCAUAAGACGGCGGUUCUGCCUGGCGAGCCGGAUUCGUCUAGCGCGUUUCGACGCGUCAGUGAGACACCGGCGGUGCACCAAGAACGCGUCCGUGUGGCAGCAGCGACGCCAGCGGACGACGCGAUGGCUGCUGGGUACGUUGCGCCAGCCGAUCCGCAGCGAGGUCGCUCGCCAGCUCGCGCGCGCAGUGCGGUGACGACGACGAUGUCGUCGUCGGCAGUGAACCCACCCCGUCAAGUCGGCUGUGGUGUUGGCGCAAAGGAAGAGGAGGAGGAGAAGGAAGAAAACGAUGCUACCCCCUGUCGUGCUGCCUUUGGAAGUCGCUGUGGCAGCUACUACGGCAGCUACGACGAUGGUGACAACCCGCGUCGGCAUCAUCAUCAUCAGCAGCAGCAGCACCAACGCACCGGCGGGGUGUCGCCGGCGGUGUCGGAGUGGCGCUCGCCGAGCAGCAUCGCACGCGGAGGUAGAGGCGAAGGAGUGGGGAUGGGCGGGGCGUGGCUGAAGAUCUCCUCCAGCAUCGAUGCCUCCGCCUUCGACAGCAGCGGCGGCAGCAACGACGGCUUCGGCCACCCCGGCCCGCUCACCACCUCCGUCGUCGCCUUCCAUUCCACAUCCUCCGUGACACCCUUCACUACCCCAGCGCGCGCAACGAUGAAAACGACGAACACCACCAUCGCCACCACGGCGGCAGCAGCAGCCCAGCAGCUGCGUUUGGCGUCUGUGGAAGAGGAGUCGUUGCUGUUGAGUGGACAGUGCUGUAGCACGCCGCGUGCGUUGUGCCCGCCACUCCCGUCCUUUCCUGUUGCUGCUGCUUUUCCUUCCGCUUCGGGUGCCGCGGCGGACGGUGCUCCCACCGGACGAGCGGCAACGCACGGGAUGGCCGGCCCCAUAGCGUCAGACGCGCCUCCCGGUGGAAGACGGCCGCUGCCACCACCGCCGCGGUCACCGGUGCCGACGGUGGCGCUCUCGUGGGGUGCCGCGGUGCCGCAGCAGGCGGAGCGUGUGAACGCACCCACAUCCACCACCGCAUCGACGGCGGCCACUGCAGCCGCCGCCGCGACGACCACCCACACCAACACGACGAGCACGUCGACGACGAUGAUGGGCGGCGCGGUGCCCUCCGUGCUGCUCUCGCCGCCGUUUGCGACGACCACGAUCGACACCGACCACCCGACGGCGCGGCUGCGUUAUCUCCGCGACGCCAACUUCCUGAUUUCAGUUGGGGAGGAGGAGGAAGAAUGUGAGGAGGACGGCGGGAGAGGUGGAGUAGCGGCAGCAGCAGCGGCGGCGGCCUCCGAUGUGUCUGCGUCGUCGGUGUACUGCAGUCCGCAGCAGCUGCGCGGACACGAACGGCUGCGCCUGUCGCUCGAAGGCAGCAUCGGCAGGAGUGCGAUGGCGACCCCCGUCGACGUCUGCGCACCACCACAGCGGGUGCACCGGGGUCUGACGUACGACCUCGGCAGCAGCAACUACGAUGUGCCGGCAACCAUGACGCCGUCGUCCACCAACAACAACUGGCCGACGGCCAUCUUCACCUCGUCGCUGCAAACGCCAGAUGCCACAACGGUCACGACGUCGGCCACGACCACGGCGUACGGCUUCGAUGGCUGGUGCUCACCGAUGCAGUGGAACCCGCGUCAGGCACGCGAUGACAUCGAAAUGUUCGCGGCGAAGGAGGCCGCUCAGUUUGCGGUGGCACAGCACCGUCGUACCACCGCAGCUGUGCCUUCGAUCUCGUGUACUUCGCCCUCGCUGCUCGACACUAACAGCAGCAACGGUGAUAUCGGCCACGUGGUAGUGCUGCAGCGCACAGGUCUGCGUGAGCCAUCGCUCGGGCACCUCAGCGCUGCGUCGCACGUCGCACGUGUCGCCGGUGCUGUGGGGGCGUCGUCAUCGUCGUCGUGCGUGCUUCCGGCGUGUGUGGCGCAUCGCUCGCCGGAGAAUGGCCGGUGGGCCGUCCACGCGCGAGAUGGGGAGAAAUACUCCGCUGCUCCGAGUCGAUUCUCCUAUCCACCCCUACAGCAAGAUGAACACCAGCAACAGCAGCAACGCGAGGCGAGGGAAGAAGCGGAGGCGGAGUGGAUUGAGUUGCUCCUGCACUACCGCGAUCGUGAAAACGAAGGAAGCCGCAUACGACACGCGUUGGAAGACGCGAUGGGGUCACCUCCGCUUGCUGCUACAACACCGGCAGCAGCAGCAGCGGCAGCAGAGCCGAUCACACCACCAUCCGCUGCUGCUACUCCCACCACGACCACCGCCACUGCUGCCGCCGAUACAGCGACACCGUUGCUGACGAGCGCAGGAGAGCAAGACGGCGCUCGUGGCAGUGCGGCGGCGGCAGCCACGCUCGCCUGGUGGGCAACCUCGUCCAUCAUGCGCAACGGCUUCUCGUCCUCUUCACGUUAUCCGUACACCCAGCAGCAGCAGCAGCAGAGUGCGGCGGUGUUUUUAUCUUCUUCCUCACCACCGCCGGCGCCGCUUUGUGCGGCGAUGUCCGCCCCCGCAGCAGGCCGAACCGUCGCGUUACAGGUGCGGCGACAGCUGCGGCUGCAGCGCGAAGCAAGUCGAAUGCACAAGUGGGCGUACUUAGCAGCGCGCCUGCCGAUGUACCCCCCGCGGAGGGAAGAAAGUCUGCGUUGA
Molecule: messenger RNA, 3828 nt
Organism: Leptomonas pyrrhocoris
Lineage: Eukaryota; Euglenozoa; Kinetoplastea; Trypanosomatida; Trypanosomatidae
Exons: 1
Coding region: 1-3828 (1275 amino acids)
Source: RefSeq, a predicted model, not a curated record